This is a messenger RNA of Ichthyophthirius multifiliis, 984 nucleotides long. Its product is annotated as leishmanolysin family protein, putative. Gene Ontology annotation, cellular component: membrane; cytoplasm. Gene Ontology annotation, biological process: proteolysis; cell adhesion. The record is from RefSeq and is a predicted model, not a curated record. The transcript has a single exon. Gene Ontology annotation, molecular function: metalloendopeptidase activity. Lineage: Eukaryota; Ciliophora; Oligohymenophorea; Hymenostomatida.
AUGUAAAAACUUAUAAUAUUCUUAUUAUUAAUAACCUUUGUUUUUGGUUUAAAAGUCCUCGAACACUAAUGUGGCCAUGAUAAAUUUAAAUAAAGCUAUAAAUAUGAAUCAAUACCCCGAGAUCCUGUUGAAGAAUCUUCAGAUAUUCGUAAUUUAUAAACGAAACAAUCUCGUAAUAUGAUAAUUACCUACAAUAUGGAUUAUUUCAAAUCUUUAACUACAGAUACUUCUGGUUUGAAAAAUAAGCUAAUUAGUAUAAAUAAUAGCUGUGAGAAAGUUUUGUAAUUGGCAAUUGAUUAUUUUUCUCGUUUAAUAAAAAUAAUCCCAACAGAUAUGAGAUAUAAACACAUUAAUAAAAAAUGUGGAUUAGUUCCAAUUCCUUAAAUAGACAGAAUUUAGGGAAAAAAAUCUGAUUUACAUUUAUAUGUAUCAUAUACAUUUGAGAAAAAUAGCAAUAGUUUAGCUCAUGCCUCUUGGUGUUAAUUUAUAGAUUAUUUAGGACCUACUCAUGGUACAGUUAACUUUAAUUUAGGAAUAUUAACUACCAAAAAUAUGGAAGAUCCUAUUAUAUUUGAAGAUUUAAUGGAAAUAAUUAUCCAUGAAAUCGCUCAUGUAUUAGGUUUUAGCGAUGGUGAUGCAAAUAGAUGGGUAAAUUCUGAUGAAAAGCAUUAUACUAACCCUAUCUUAAAAAUUUAAAUUAAGGGAAUUGAAAAAUAGUUAAUCAAAACUCCUAAUAUUAAAAAAUUUGCUUAAAAUUAUUACGGAUGUCAAAAUUUACAUGAUAUACUUCUUGAAGAUUAAGGAGGAACCGGAUCUGUAGGAUCUCAUUGGGAAUAAACAGUUAUCGCAGAUGAAUACAUGAAUGCAAGUAUAUCACUAAAUUAGGCCUAUUUUAGUGGUUUUACAACCAAUCUUUUAAAAGACACAGGUUUCUAUGCUGAAAUAGACGAAUCUAUGGAGGAAAAAACAACUUAUGGAAAAUGA